AUGCUUCAAGUCUGUUUAAUCAACCCGUAUCAACACAAAAAAUCAAAGUUCAAAUCAAGACAUCCGAAAACCAGUUCUGGAUCCCUACUUUUAGCUUGGUUUAUCUUAUCAAUUCCCCAUUUUCUCUAAUCUUCCUAUAAACCCCACUUAAACAUCGAAUUAUCUACAUAUAUGGAAAAUAUAGUUUUAAACCCAAGUUUAAUCAACUGAGAUUUGGAAGCUCUCAACAGAAAUUUAAAGAGAAACCCACUUCUAUUAUUUCGAUUUUAAAUAUACCCAUUUGAAGAAACUCCUUUUGUUAGAUCCGAUUUUGAUUCAGAAACGACGAGUUUCGUGUUCGUGGAUUCGGGUGUCGACCUUGAGUGGAUUUUGGUGUGAGAUGGAUAUUGAGUACCCAUUUCGGGAAAUCGCUGUUCUGAUUUGUAUUUGUGUCUUUUGAUGUGAUUUUAUUAGUCUUGCCAAUGUUGUAGAGUUGAGUUUAAUAUUUUGGGUUAUAUUUUUUUUUCAUUUUCUUUGUUGGUUCUGAGAAAAUAAAAGAGCGAGAAAAAUGUUUCGGAGAGAACGUAAGAGGGAAAUCAAAGAGCUCAAUGGAGGGCCUCCUUGUGGGCAGGUUAGAGUUCUUGUUGUUGGUGAUACAGGUGUGGGGAAAACUUCUCUUGUUCAUCUGAUUGUCAAAGGCACUUCCACUUCUUGCCCUCCUCAAACUAUUGGAUGCACAGUUGGUGUGAAGCAUACCACAUAUGAUAGUCCUGUUAGCUCUUCAAGUAGCUUGAAAGGGGAUGCUGAGAGAGAUUUCUUCAUUGAACUCUGGGAUGUGUCAGGACACGAGCGAUACAAAGAUUGCCGGUCUCUUUUUUAUUCACAAAUUAAUGGUGUUAUUUUUGUUCACGAUCUUUCCCAAAGGAGAACAAAAACAAGCCUGCAGCAGUGGGCAGCUGAGAUCGCGAGUAAUGGGACAUUUUCUGCUCUCCUAAGUUCUGGAGGUCCAGCAGGACUUCCUGUCCCAUAUAUUGUUAUUGGUAACAAAGCUGACUUUGCUGCUAGAGAGAGUACAAGAGGUAGCAGUGGUAAUCUGGUUGAUGUAGCACUUCAAUGGGUCGAGAAGCAGGGUUUCCUUCCAUCUAGCGAGGAGCUUCCGCUGACCGAGAAUUUUCCUAGUAGUGGAGGCCUUAUUGCGGCAGCCAAAGAGGCAAGAUAUGACAAGGAAGGCUUAAUGAGAUUUUUCCGAAUGUUAAUCAAGAGACGGUAUUUUUCAGACGAAUUAUCGACCACAAAUACGUGGUCUGUAUCUCCUGCUCCGAGAACUUCUCAACGUUUAGAUGAAAGUGCCGGUGAUGAUUAUCAGUUAUACAAGCGAACAAGUUUGAGCGGCGACCCUUACAAGUACAACAUGCUUCCUCCCUUACCGGCGCAGUGCAAUCUGACUCCACCUCCCACACUUUACCCUCAACAGCCAGUUCCAGCGACCGAGAAUUACAACGCCCCACGGUUUUCCUUUUCCGGAUCCCAAGAAGUCAACAGCAGUGCCAGAUCAAAGCGUGCCGAUAUUAAUGUCUGAUGUAAUACUGUUUGCAGUGUUUGCUAUAUGAUUCCCGUUGUGCUUGUAUAAUUGGCAUGCCAAUUCUUUUAUAUUCGUUUCACCCUUCCCAAAGGACCAUCUUUUAUUUCAUGGCCCCUCCGUUUCUGGGACUUUUGCAGUUUUAGUGCUUGUAUAAUUAUUAAUUCGUUUAUAUUAAUGUCAAGAUUUUAGUUUAUGUAA
Messenger RNA from Hibiscus syriacus, 1759 nucleotides. RefSeq names its product small GTPase LIP1-like. NCBI's taxonomy places the organism in Eukaryota, Viridiplantae, Streptophyta, Magnoliopsida, Malvales, Malvaceae. The coding region runs from base 548 to 1558 and encodes 336 amino acids. Gene Ontology annotation, cellular component: endomembrane system. Gene Ontology annotation, biological process: intracellular protein transport. The record is from RefSeq and is a predicted model, not a curated record. Gene Ontology annotation, molecular function: GTPase activity. The transcript has 7 exons.